AUGGAUGCUACUGCAGACAGCCCAGCUUCGGAUGCAACCCCCAAUGCUCCGGUGUGGGUGAGCGGAUGUGCCGCGGGAGGGCUCUCCUCCUCUUCUUCAUCCUCCUCCUCCUCCUUGUCCUCCACCUCCAUGCCAUCGUUGAGCCGAUACGAGUCGCAGAAGCGCCGAGACUGGAACACCUUCGGCCAGUACCUGAGGAAUCACCGGCCGCCGCUGUCUCUUUCGCGGUGCAGCGGCGCGCACGUGCUGGAAUUCCUUCGAUACCUGGACCAGUUCGGCAAGACGAAGGUUCACACCCAGAUGUGCCCCUUCUUCGGCCACCCCAACCCUCCUGCACCUUGCCCUUGCCCACUCCGGCAGGCCUGGGGCAGCCUUGACGCACUCAUCGGCCGCCUCCGAGCGGCCUACGAAGAGAACGGUGGGAAGCCGGAGGCCAACCCCUUCGGCGCCAGAGCCGUCCGACUCUACCUGAGGGAGGUGCGGGAGAUGCAGGCCAAGGCGAGGGGAAUCAGCUACGAGAAGAAGAAGCGGAAGAAGCCCUCCCAGGCUGGCGCUCAGCAGCAAAACCAGCCUCAUCAGGCAUCACCAUCGGCUGGUGUAACCUCAACGGAUCCCCACACCAUAUUAUCAUAA
Spirodela intermedia is the source of this 633-nucleotide messenger RNA. The record is from the annotation of a GenBank genome assembly. Lineage: Eukaryota; Viridiplantae; Streptophyta; Magnoliopsida; Alismatales; Araceae.